CACCGUGAAAACUCACGAGGGGAAUAUUUCGGGUGAUGUUUACGUCGCGACGCACGGUCUCCCUCUUCAAUUAAACAUGUCACAUUAUUAACUGACGAUAUGUUAUGGUGACGUCGUGAGUCCUGCGACAUAUCCCGAGUCAUUUAGCAAUAUGAAUUAAUUAUAUGGAUUGUUUCUUUGAAACAGACGAGUCAGCUAUUUAAUCAUGAAAACGUUACUGAAAUUCUCGAAACUGCUAGAAAUCUGACGGCAUCAAAAUGGACGAGUUUUUCAUAUCAACCGAAACGGCGACCGAAAGUAGUAUUGCGAAUAUAUCGGCCAUGUUUAACGAAUCCGAAUUCGAACGUAUGUCGAAUCAGUCGUCGUAUUCGGCGACCGUUCAAAAGACAUGGUUACGUCCGUGGACUUUCCUGAUCGCUCUGAAAACAACGGUAAUGGCGUUGAUAAUCGUAGCUGCUUUGUUCGGUAAUCUGCUGGUAAUAGUGUCAGUGAUGCGGCACAGAAAACUUAGGGUUAUAACGAACUAUUUCGUGGUAAGUUUAGCUUUAGCGGACAUGUUGGUCGCGAUAUGGGCGAUGUGUUUCAACUUCAGCGUCGAAAUAACAAACGGACAAUGGAUUUUCGGAUAUUUCAUGUGCGACGUCUGGAAUUCCCUGGACGUGUAUUUUUCCACUGCGUCCAUUUUGCACUUGUGUUGUAUAAGUGUUGAUAGAUACUUUGCCAUUGUGCAACCUUUGGACUAUCCGCUCAUCAUGACCAACGCGAGGCUGAUAAUGAUGCUCACGAUUGUGUGGUUUAGUCCAGCUUUGCUGUCGUUUCUACCGAUAUUCAUGGGUUGGUAUACCACAGGUGAACAUUUGGAAUGGAGGAAGCGUAAUCAUUCCGUUUGCGUUUUCGUGGUGAACAGAACAUACUCGGUGAUAUCGUCCAGUGUCAGUUUUUGGGUACCCGGUAUGGUCAUGAUCUUCAUGUAUUAUAGGAUUUACGUUGAGGCCGAUCGGCAGGAAAGGAUGUUGUACAGGAGCAAAGUGGCAGCCGCUUUGCUCAACAAACAUCUGCAAAUCAACGGCAUCUCGGCCGGUUUGACUUCGUUAAGGCAUUCGUUGGACGAAAGUUUCGAGGCAGAGAAAAACAAUGCGACUGCCGAUGCCGCCGCUUCCGAUCCGGGAACGUGCAGUAAAAUGAGGAGAGAAAGGAAAGCUGCCAGGACUCUCGGAAUUAUCGUUUCCGCAUUUCUGGCCUGCUGGCUGCCAUUUUUUCUCUGGUACGUGAUAUCGACCCUGUGCGGUAGCGAACGGUGUCACAGUCCCCCGUGGGUGGUGACACUUGUCUUCUGGGUCGGCUACUUUAAUUCCGCCCUCAACCCUCUCAUCUAUGCCUACUUCAAUCGCGAAUUCCGAGUAGCUUUCAAGAAGACGCUGCAAAGCUGCUGCCAGGUGACGUCGAAACUGGUCUGCUGGAGGUGGAAUACGAGGCGAGGAGAGGCUCCGAUCUCUUACAGUAACGCCUCGAGCGAGAUGCACGGAAAUAAUUUCGUCAGACCGGAAAACAGAAGCGAGGCGAUCGCGCAAAGGUUCAGCUACAACGUUUCUGAGGCUAUGGACGGAAAAAUCCCGUUAACAAUAAAAUGGAGCGGAAAAGAAUACGAAAUAUAUGUGUCGGAGAACGAUACCGUGGCGGAUUUAAAACGAGAAAUAUUGUAUAAGACUGCUGUAAGGCCAGAACGACAAAAACUAUUGAAUUUAAAACUUAAAGGUAAAGUAGCGGAUGAGGAAUGUCGAAUAGGUCACCUUAAAUUGAAGCCAGGGUUCAAAAUUAUGAUGAUGGGAUCUCUUGAAGAGGAUAUAGUUGAAGCCAACACUGCCCCUUCCAAUUUACCAGAAGUUGUAAAUGACUUUGACAUUGAAGAGGAAGAGAUUGCAAUUGAAAAUCAAGAAAUUUACCUUGCAAAAGUAAAUAGGAGAGUAAAAGAUUAUGAAGUAAAGAUGCUUAACGAUCUACGACCCGAUAAGAAAUUACUUGUAUUGGAUAUUGAUUAUACUUUAUUUGACCAUAGGUCAACUGGUCAAUCUGGUGCUGAGUUAAUGAGACCUUAUUUACAUGAAUUUUUAACCAGUGCUUAUGAACAUUAUGACAUUGUCAUUUGGUCAGCAACAAGUAUGAAGUGGAUCAUUGGAAAAAUGAAAUUACUAGGUGUGGACAAGCACCCUAGUUACAAAAUUGCAUUUUAUUUGGAUUCUGUUGCUAUGAUUUCAGUUCACACACCGAAAUAUGGUGUUAUAGAUGUAAAACCACUAGGAGUCAUUUGGGGCAAAUUUCCCCAAUUUUCUACUAAGAAUACUAUAAUGUUUGAUGACAUACGCCGAAAUUUUAUCAUGAAUCCCAAAAAUGGUUUAAGAAUCCGUCCAUUUCGAGAAGCACAUUUGAAUAGAUAUGCAGAUGAUGAACUUUUGAGAUUAUCCAAAUACUUGAAAGAUCUUGCAGACCAUUGUACAGAUUUUUCCUCUGUAAAUCAUAGACACUGGGAGAAAUACAAGCCAAAGAAAAAGCAUAGCAGAGAAAGAGCUGAAAAUUAGGUUUUCCCUUUGUUUAUACAUUCGGAUGUUAGAAUAUGUUAAGAUUGACAUGUAUGUAAUAUACGAAUAAAAGAUCAGGACGCUUUCAAAUAAAUAUAUUUUUAAAAAGUUUUUUCUAUGUUUAAAAAUAGGUCCAAUGUGACAUUUUUUUUUGUAUGAAAAAUAAGAGAGAUUAACCAAUUCCCAGAUUUAAAAUUAGAA
Messenger RNA from Cylas formicarius (sweet potato weevil), 2777 nucleotides. RefSeq lists its product as uncharacterized. Lineage: Eukaryota; Metazoa; Arthropoda; Insecta; Coleoptera; Brentidae. The record is from RefSeq and is a predicted model, not a curated record. Gene Ontology annotation, biological process: adenylate cyclase-activating adrenergic receptor signaling pathway. Gene Ontology annotation, cellular component: nucleus; membrane. Bases 258 to 2576 code for a protein of 772 amino acids. Gene Ontology annotation, molecular function: protein binding; octopamine receptor activity; phosphoprotein phosphatase activity. The transcript has 7 exons.